This is a messenger RNA of Alligator sinensis (Chinese alligator), 6651 nucleotides long. It is a transcript of the gene DVL1, whose product is annotated as dishevelled segment polarity protein 1. Gene Ontology annotation, biological process: intracellular signal transduction; canonical Wnt signaling pathway. Gene Ontology annotation, molecular function: frizzled binding. NCBI's taxonomy places the organism in Eukaryota, Metazoa, Chordata, Crocodylia, Alligatoridae. The record is from RefSeq and is a predicted model, not a curated record. The transcript is spliced from 13 exons. Gene Ontology annotation, cellular component: cytosol. The coding region runs from base 413 to 2275 and encodes 620 amino acids.
CAGCCGAGAUGGACUGGACAAUGAAACAGGAACGGAAUCAGUUGUUAGCCACCGACGAGACAGACAUCGGCGGAGGAACAGAGAGGGACACGAAGAUGUCCCUUGCAGAUUCAGUGCUCACCAGAUGGGCUGCCUCUCGGGCACGAGCUUCUUUGGGAUUAUGUCACGGAGGAAGACCAGUGCAGACACACACUUUCCCCCCCUCCCAAUAAUCUUUGAAUCUUCGGAAAUGGAAUUUGCUUAAUGCCCCAGCUGGAGCUGUGAUCGGGCUUACUUUCUUUCAGAAACAAUCAUUGCUCAGGCACAGAGCGAGAGAACCUUGUGCGGCUGGAUUUGUUUGCUCGACGUGCGCAGAGUAGCUGUCACAUUGCAUACAGCGGACACCUUUGCUGGGCACCGGGUGGGCAGGGCAAUGGUUACACCCACGUUUUUGGAAUGCUUUGGUAGAAGCCGAUCCCGGCAGGAGAGGCAGCAGGAGCACCGGCAGCAGCCACGUCCCUCUCAAAGACCCCAGCACAAUAGGAGGCAUUGCCACAAGUGGUGUCACCACCUGAUGAGGCCUUUGGAACCAGUCCGAUGCUAUCCAGAAGCUCAGCCCCGUGUGCAUCACUUCCCUCGAAUCAAUGGACACCCCAAGCUGGACAGGCACCGCGAGCACCCCCCUGGCUAUGACAGCUCUUCCACCAUGAUGAGCAGUGAGUUGGAAUCCAGCAGCUUCAUUGACUCUGAUGACGACGAUAAUACGAGCAGGUUGAGUAGCUCUACUGAGCAAAGUACGUCAUCCCGGCUGAUCCGGAAGCAUAAACGCAGGAGGAGGAAACAAAGGAUGCGGCAGAUUGACAGGUCAUCCUCCUUUAGCAGCAUCACAGAUUCCACCAUGUCUCUAAACAUCAUCACCGUCACGCUCAACAUGGAAAAAUAUAAUUUCUUGGGGAUCAGCAUUGUAGGACAGAGCAACGACCGGGGAGACGGCGGGAUUUACAUUGGCUCUAUUAUGAAAGGAGGGGCCGUGGCAGCAGAUGGCCGUAUUGAACCGGGAGACAUGCUUCUACAGGUGAAUGACGUCAACUUUGAGAACAUGAGCAAUGACGAUGCAGUACGGGUUUUGCGGGAAAUAGUCUCCAAGCCUGGACCUAUCAGCCUAACAGUGGCCAAAUGCUGGGACCCCACACCCAGGAGUUACUUCACUAUCCCCAGGGCUGAACCAGUGAGGCCAAUCGACCCUGCAGCGUGGAUCUCUCAUACCACAGCCAUGACGGGAGCAUACCCCCGUUACGGUAUGAGCCCCUCCAUGAGCACCAUCACAUCUACCAGCUCCUCACUAACAAGCUCAAUUCCCGAUUCGGAAAAAUUAGAAGAAUCUCCCUUAACUGUGAAGAGCGACAUGGCCACUAUCGUCAAGGUUAUGCAGUUACCUGACUCAGGCCUCGAAAUCCGAGACAGGAUGUGGUUGAAAAUUACCAUCUCCAAUGCAGUAAUAGGGGCAGAUGUGGUUGACUGGCUUUACACGCACGUGGAGGGCUUCAAAGACCGACGAGAGGCUAGAAAAUACGCCAGCAGCAUGUUAAAACAUGGCUACCUCAGGCACACUGUGAACAAAAUCACCUUCUCGGAGCAGUGCUAUUACGUCUUUGGGGACCUCUGUGGCAAUAUGGCUGCCUUGAACCUCAACAACGGGUCAAGCGGAGCCUCAGAUCAGGACACUCUUGCUCCACUCCCACAUCCUGCUGCACCUUGGCCAUUAGGCCAAGGGUAUCCCUAUCAGUACCCACUCCCUGCUCCAUGUUUCCCACCAGCAUACCAGGACCCGGGCUUCAGCUAUGGCAGUGGUAGUGCGGGUAGCCAGCAAAGUGAAGGAAGCAAGAGCAGCGGCUCCAACCGAAGCAACAGCGAGAACAGCAGGAGGGCUCUCGGCAGGGAGAAGGACCGCAAGUCAGCCGGCAGCGGCAGCGAAUCUGACCACACGGCCCGCAGCGGAGGGGGAGCCAGCGGUGUGCGGCGCGAACGGCCCGUCAGCCAGCUCAGCCACCGGAGUCACGCCUCUGCCGCCCACAGCGAGCGAAGCCACCACAGCCACCAUUCGUACGGGCCUCCAGGAGUGCCCCCCCUCUACAACCUGCCAAAGCUCGGCUCCAAAGUCUACGGGACGAGCGGACCCCCCGGAGGGCCUCCCGUCAGAGAACUGAGCUCCGUGCCUCCAGAGCUGACGGGGAGCCGGCAGUCCUUCCAGAAGGCUAUGGGCAACCCUUGUGAAUUCUUCGUUGACAUCAUGUGAGAGGAAGUGCCUUCAGACUCUACUUUUCAGGGGGAGGGGGUUUGGUUUUUUUCGGUUGGGUUUUUUUGGUCGUUGUCAAACACUUUCAGAAAGAAACCUAGGAUGUCUUGCAUGUAACACCUCCCUGACUCGCCAUCGUGUUGCAAAAAAGAAAAAACAACCCCACAAAACAAAACAAAAAAACCCAACAAAAAACAAAAUGAAAAAUCAAACAAAAAAAAAAUCUCCUGGGAUUGUUAAAUAUCUGCAAAUCAGUAGUAUCUUUUCUUUCCUCUUUCUCUCUCUUUUUUUUUUCCCCCCUCCUUCCCUUAUUUUUUUGAUUGUGAGCGACUCACUGGUGUAUAUUCACAUUCUAAUGAGCUUUGGUAAUUGUGGCACCAACUUCCAGUGCAAUUUAGUGUCUACUUGGUUGAUUCAAGGAAUAUUAUUUCAUAUCACUUCUGAAUUUCCAGCAAUGCAUAGGAGCACCUUUAUUUUAUUUUAUUUUUCCUCUCCCUCUACUGGAAACAGUGGCUACCGGCUCUUAUGGUUCAUUUCCCUAUGAUAUCUCUCCGUUUAAUAUAUCAACUCCACAAGCAGCUGUGACACCUGAACGUGUGUGGGUAGUGUGCCCUUGCAAAGGGAACAGGCUUGCAGCCAGUUCCCGGCACUAGGCAAAGAUGUGACCGGAGAUAAAGCCUUAUCUUCCUCCGCUGACCAAGGAGUAUAAUUGUCUUUCACCUUGUUGAGUCUCUCCCAUCCCGGGGAACGGUGGAUCCUGCUACUUUGCGUCUUCACUGCGUGGAUCAACUAUGCUGUCAUUUAAUUUAAUGUCCUGGUGGUGACCCUAGAGCUGCGGGCUGUCAACAGGCAUUUCAGUGUCCCCUCUGCUAACAGGCAUAUCCGUUCUUGUCGAGCUGUAACGUGCACUUCUUGCUUUAAAAGUUCUUUCCACAGAAAUGGGACGGUUGCCGCUAGCUGGUUACGCUGGCAUAGAUGCAGCAUUUUUCAGGGGAGAGUCGUCAUGUUCCAGAGGAGGUAAGGAGGGACCGUAGCGGUGCUGCUAAUUGUGAUGGCUCCCUUUUCUUCUUUGAUUCUGAAAAAGAUCUGCCUUCCUUUCUCCCUUCCCUGCUUCUCCUUUACAGUGAAAAUAAAGCCCGGAUUUGGCCUUUUCCAAUGGCAGCAUCUCCAAGCAGCCAGGUUCUGGCAGGGCCAGCGAGGGAAACAUUGUUGGAACAGCAUGCAAACAAUAAAAUGAACGGUUAUUUGUAUGCGACACAUAGCAAAACCUGUGCUAAGGAUCCCUUAUCACUAGGCAGCGUUGUCUUUGUCGACUGCUCUUGUUUAUCCCCCAACGUUUCAGCCCUCUGUUUGACUUCCAGUUGAACCCCGCCUUUUCUAGCAAGCUGCUCCUGAUGGUUUCUAGGAUAGAUGCUUCAGAUCAGACUUCCCCCUGCACAUCGAAGGCUUUCCCCAAGUAAGAAGGUCCCUCUUGCCGCGUUUUUUUACGUUGUCGGUAUCGGUGCAUAGUCAGCAAGUCGGAGGAGAGCGCCUGCUGCUGUCUACGGCUGUCACGACAUUUUCCCUUGUUACCCUGAUGCAGCACUUGGGGUGUCAUUCAGCCAAGUGUGGCUUCCCCUGGGUCUUGGCUUGUUUGCUUUUGCUUUUUGUGGGUUUUCUCUGUGCAUUUGUAAAAGAAGAGAGGUGACGCUUGCAAAAGAUCCCAAAUCACUUUGAGGCCAAAGUUGGUUAAACAGUGCAUUGGGCGUUUGGAUCCUAAGCCCCACUGAACCAAGGGCCAAUGCCGCAUUCAUAUAUAUAAGACUUUGAGCCGGGUCAUGCUCCACCUAUUGGGUACCCAAGUAUGAUCCUAUUCUCCCUGCUCAAGUCCCUGCUAGUAGAGAAGUUGGGCAGGUCCUCCUCCUCACUGCUUUGGUGGGACUUAGGUUUGAGGCUGAGAUGACGUUGUGUUGCAAAAGCAGAUGCAGUAGGAUUUUCAGGGUCUCUACAGGAUGCAGUAGGAUCUCCCAUAGGCACCUGGUAGGUGGAGUUCGAUCUGGCCCUUAGGCUUCAAAGUCAUUUGAAUGCUUUUGAGAAGUUACCUGGGAAGGUAACAUGUCUGGAAUUGCCACUUUCCUCACAACUCAUCAAAGCUGCUGACGGCCUCUGUGAAAUCAAAGGAAACUUUUGAAGACUUGAGCUGUGGAGCAGCCUCCUUUUCCUUUCUUUUUCCACUUGGAAAUGGCACAAACAUGAACUAAACGCUGAAUUCAGUUUGGCGAGAUCAGACUUGAAAGCAAUCAAAGAAAUCAGGGUCAGUCAUCCCUUGCGUUGGAUGCACCCCCAGCAGGCACUGGAAAGGAGGCUGUGGCUUUAAUGACAAUCUCUAGCGGUUCUGCCUUUAAGCCAGUUGUUAUUUCUCCAUUCCCUAAUUUAUUAUCAUUAUCUUUUUCAAUUUGGCCUUUUCUUAGGGAAAAAAUAUGGGGGCAGAUAGACGAGAAUUGUGAUACUCCUCUGAAGGGGUAGUUAGAAGAGAAUGAUCAGGACCGGGCUUUCAUCCAGGAAGCCGAACGUAUUAAAUGUCCAUGUCAGGAGUUGCAGUUUAGAUACUUGCUGUUGGUGGGGUGGGAGGCGUAUUUUUGGUUCUUUUUCCUUCUUUUCCUUUCUUUUUUCUGUUGUCGUUGUAGUACGUGCUGUUGGCAGAAAAACUGUUAUGUGUCUUGUUGGCCUUUGCUGCUACGUUGAAAAGAUUGUGUUAUGUAUUACUGUGUGGGAGGGGGGUAUCUCUGGAAGGAGGCUGAUGCAGCCCAUACUGCAGGCAUGGGAAGGUAUUCAUCUGCUGAGGGAUAUUUAAGCUCCCAAGCUCUCUUCUGGUUGUGAGUUAGAAAUCAACCCGGUUCUGAUCAACUUGGCUCCAGCUGAGACCAUGCACGCAGGGUCUGCUUGGCACCGCACGUGCUGGCAGACACACAGGUUACUGAAUAGCACGUAGAAAUUCUCUUCGCUGGAGACCAGCGGGAGAACAUAGACACACAUUUGAUGAACAGUGCAAUAUGUAAUGGCCACGGUGUAUAGUACACAGGGCCUGACUCUCCUCACCUUACCCUGAUAUAAAGCAGAUUAUCUCCACUGAAGUCAGUGCACGUGCCAAUGCAUGUCAAGCACGAAUGAGGCCCGUGAAGUCACUUAACUUCCGUGAAGGAUGAGAGAGGAUCUCUCUCAAAUCCUUCCAAUGCCUUUAAACGCAGACCAGUUGAUCUGUGCCGUUCGGGGGCCUUGCAAACUGGGCAGGCGGGCGCUGCGGAUGCGAGGAGGCUACUUGCCGUAGUAAGUUCUGUGAAAGGUGGGAACACUGUGAACAGAUGGGGCCUUUCCGGGAACAUCUCCUUCUUAGCAGGACUCGCUGUAAUGUGCUCCCUUCAGGUCAGGGGGCUGGUGCUAGCCCGACUCCAGGAAUGUAUCUUGACCUGUCCUGCUCUGCUGCAGUGGGACGUAACAGGCUUGCCUUUCAAGGCACUUGCAGGUGUGACACCAAAAGGGCUUCACAGGGCAAGCUGACCUCAUAACAGGAGCCUUAAAGAGAGGAGAAGCUUUUUAAUCCCGGAAAGGAGAGCUAAGAAAAUCUGUCUGUGGACUGCCACUGGACUCACGCUGUUGUUCCUUCCUUGGUGCCAGCAGCAGUGACUAAAGACAAGGGUGCACUUUGUGGCCUAGAAAACAUGCAUGUGCUAAGGGUUUGGGGUGAUGCCUCCUACUUGAAUGUCAGGGUAAUGCACCCACCUAAUGUAUUAACUUUCUAAGGAAUAAGUUAUUGGCAAAUGGUAUUUUAUAGUCUUAAAGGCACCGCUGCUGUCUUUUGACCUUCUGUUAUCACAUUUGCUUUUCAAAGGAAAUAGUCCCUGGACACUUUAUCCAAAGGCAUAUUGGAUUGCAAACAAUGAUGCACAGGCAUUGACUUUUGAUAUAUAUAUAUAUUUUUUUUUUUGUUCUUGUCAAAUUGACGGUCCCAUCUUGAGACUGACAGCUGAUGAGUUGAUGUAACUGUUUUUGUUUUGCAUUUAACUGGAUUGUAAUAAGAUUGACUUUAAAAAAUUAUUAAUUCUAAUCAGUGAUUAGAAAUAUGUGUAAAGAAUUUAUGUACAGUAGAGGGGGGGGGAAAAAGUAAAGCGAUUUUAAAUAAUGAAAACCCAGACUAUCACCUAUUCUAGAAUUGGUUCUACUCAAAGAGUGACCUUUUACUAGCAUGGACUGCACUGUUCCUGUUAAAUGUCUAUUGCAUAAUUGAAUUCUUUUUUUUGUAGAUAUUGUAUUAAAGCCCAAGUGUCUGUAUAGUUAAUAUAUAGCUGCUUAUGUGUAAAUGCUAUUUUAAACACUAAAAAGCUUUUAAUUUUAUGUGA